Molecule: messenger RNA, 2409 nt
Organism: Penicillium cinerascens
Lineage: Eukaryota; Fungi; Ascomycota; Eurotiomycetes; Eurotiales; Aspergillaceae
Product: putative GTPase activating protein (Gyp3)
Exons: 1
Coding region: 1-2409 (802 amino acids)
Source: RefSeq, a predicted model, not a curated record
AUGGCCACAGAAAAUGGAAACCCUCGAUAUCCGCCUCCAUUGGGUGAAUCUGAUCUUCGCGGCCGUCGCAGGAUCCCUCAUCCACCGCGUUUGGAUCCUUUGAAGAUUGAACCACGCGUGCUGCGAACCGCAAAACCAAUCCUGAGAUCGUCGCCAAACUCUCCCCACUCCGCGCGCCCGCCGCGAUCGCAUUCUCCUCUGCCGCCAGUGAACCGGACUGUCGUCGAGGAACGUCCAUGGAUCCCGGAAUCGUUAAGGGCAGGUUCGCCGCAAGGCCGAGAAGAAUGGAGAGCGAAAACCCCGACCGGUCGCACUCCCCCUUACACGCCUCCUGCAGACCGAAAUCCCCCGACAUGGUAUACUCGGGAUAACGAUUUUGACGGGCCAACCCAGCACAAAGCCCCGCCUGCCAGGGGCGGUCUGCGGAUUUCCAUGUCGAUGUCCAGGUUGAAUAGCAGGCGGCCCAGACUGCAGGAGUCUCCGGACCGUCGCCAGGAAUUGAACCCACACGCUCUGCCAUUACCGCGCUUCCCUUCGAAUGGACCCGCGGACGACAAUGCCCUCAGAACUAGCGUCAAUUCCACUAUGACUUCGCGAUCCAGCGUCGAGCAAAACAGCGGUACCGAGCGCAGCAGCGUUCUCACCAAGAGCAGCUCUAUCACCGACCUUUCACCUGAUACCCCAGACGCUCCUUAUAUGGAUGAGGGAAUGAGUGUGGAAGACGCGAUUUCCAUGUACCUGGAUGGCUUCAGCGAUGUGACCGAGGAACCAGGCUCGCCCAAGUCUUGCGCUGAAAGCAAGGCCCCAUCCAUAACUCCCCCUCCAUCAAGAGAUUCGCGCGUCGAAAAAAUUUUCCCACCCAAUACGACAUCGCUGGACGACAUCCCUCCCAUACCCCCAUUGCCACAGCCAACCUUACUGGAGCCAAAAGCAUUUGAGCCUGCGCCAUCAGAGCGUCCAGUCUCAGAGCCCUCGCCCAAAAGCCCGCCGCCACCACCACCCACUCUUCAAUUCGAACCAACUCUUCAAUUCGAACCAACUCUUCAAUUCGAACCGACGCCGCUCACAUCUCCAAUUUCCGAUAAACCGUCCAAUUUACAGACUUUCCACCGGCGACAGCAGUCGCGAAUCAUCAUUCCAGGGCCAGUACCACCCCCUCUCAUUUCUGGAAAUGAAGCUCGGGAUGAGUACGGGUUCCGCAAAGCCACACAGUACGUCACGUUGGAAAUGUAUCAAGCCUGGAAAGGCCCAUAUUCCAACUACGCGGGUCAGCGACGGACGAAAUGGCACGAAAUGCUCAAGGAGCAUGGGCUGUCCACGAACGACCCGACUGUAUUCCCAGCACAGUCCAACAAAGUCAAGCGUUUCGUCCGAAAGGGCAUCCCGUCCGAGUUCCGGGGUGCAGCAUGGUUCUGGUACGCCGGCGGGUACGAGCUCCUGAACCGACACGUCGGCCAUUAUGACGACCUUGUGCAAAAGGUCAUGAACUCGCCAAGCAACGAUGAUAAAGAGCACAUUGAACGAGACCUCCAUCGCACGUUUCCCGAUAAUAUGCAUUUCAAGCCGGACGGCGUGGACACCGCCCAAUCUGGUCAAAAUCCCGAUGUGACGACGGAGACGCAGAUGAUUCAAUCACUUCGCCGGGUGUUAUAUGCUUUCGCACUCCACAACCCCAAGGUUGGCUACACGCAGUCGCUCAAUUUUAUCACCGGCAUGCUUCUUCUUUUCCUUCCCGAGGAAAAGGCAUUCUGGAUGCUGCACAUCAUCACCUCAGAAUACCUCCCCGGUACUCAUGAGAUCAGUCUAGAAGGUGCAAACAUUGAUCUCUGGAUCCUGAUGGUUCUCCUCCGGGACUCCAUGCCCGGCGUCUACGCCAAGAUUUCCAGCAUGGGCGGGACACCGUCCGGCCGCAAAACACCCCCGCUCACUGUUAAUUCGCGAUUACCGGACAUCACUCUGGGGUUGACGAAUUGGCUCAUGUCGGUGUUCAUUGGUACUUUACCUCUCGAGACCACGCUGCGAGUCUGGGACAUUUUCUUCUACGAAGGCUCCAAGACGUUUUUCCGUGUCUCGCUUGCCGUCUUCAAGGCAUGCGAACGGGAGAUCCUCGCAGUCUCCGACCCGAUGGAAGUAUUUCAGGUGGUACAAACCAUACCCAAGAAAUUGCUCGAUGCCAAUAUCCUGCUCGAAGACUGCUUCGUGCGACGCCAUCGAGUCGGGCAAGGUCGAAUCGAAGAACUAAGAGCCGCGCGACGGACAGCUGUUCGCCAGGAAAAGAUGCGCCGGUCGGUCGCUUUCAGCAAAGGUCAGAUUCAACCAGCCACCGACGAUUUCGGAGUCCGCCCGCGAAAUGGUCACCCGCGUGUGGUGGAUUCCCUGCGCAAUCUCAAGCAACAUGCAUUCCGAUAG